GGUGCGGCGCCCUCCGCUUCAGUUCGCCGGGCAGGCGCGGCGGCGGGGCCGGCGCGAUGCGGCGCUACCUGCGCCUGGCGGUGCUGUGCCUGGCCUGCGGCUUCUGCUCGCUCCUCUACGCCUUCAGCCAGCUCGCCGUGUCCCCGGAGGGUGGAGCGGGCCGCGGUGGCGGGAAGCCACAGGCCGCAGCGGCUUCCUGGCUCGCGGCCGGCGGACGCGGCGCCGCGAGAGGGGCGGGCAGCGCGGGCCCCGCGGCGCAUCCCGGCCGGUCGGACAGGUGUAAGGAUUUCUCUCUGUGUUACUGGAAUCCCUAUUGGAUGCUGCCCUCUGAUGUUUGUGGAAUGAACUGCUUUUGGGAAGCGGCCUUUAGGUAUAGUCUGAAAGUACAGCCCGUUGAGAGAAUGCACCUCGCUGUGGUCGCCUGUGGGGAAAGACUGGAAGAGACUGUAACCAUGCUGAAGUCAGCUGUCAUUUUCAGCAUCAAACCUCUUUGGUUCCAUAUUUUUGCUGAAGAUCAACUGCAUGAUAGUUUCAAAGGCAUACUUGACAGCUGGUCAUUUCUGCAGACAUUCAAUUAUUCAUUAUACCCAAUAACGUUUCCAAAUGAGAACGCAGCAGAGUGGAAAAAGCUCUUUAAACCAUGUGCUUCCCAGAGAUUAUUCUUGCCAUUAAUCCUCAAAGAAGUUGACUCACUAUUGUAUGUCGACACUGAUAUCCUUUUUUUACGGCCUGUUGAUGAUAUUUGGUCUUUACUAAAGAAAUUUAAUUCCACACAAAUUGCUGCAAUGGCACCAGAGCAUGAGGAGCCUCGAAUAGGGUGGUAUAACCGUUUCGCCAGGCACCCGUACUACGGGAAAACGGGCGUGAACUCGGGGGUCAUGCUGAUGAACGUGACGAGGAUGAGAAGGAAGCAUUUCAAGAACGAUAUGACGACUGUACGCCUGCGCUGGGGAGAUAUACUUAUGCCGUUGCUUAAAAAAUACAAGCUAAACAUCACAUGGGGUGAUCAAGAUCUAUUGAAUAUCAUAUUUUUUCAUAAUCCAGAAAGCCUGUUUGUUUUUCCGUGUCAGUGGAAUUAUCGGCCAGACCAUUGUCUGUAUGGAAGCAACUGCCCAGAAGCAGAAGAGGACGGGAUCUUCAUUCUUCACGGGAACAGAGGUGUUUACCACGAUGACAAGCAACCAGCCUUUAGAGCUAUGUAUGAGGCCCUGAGAAACUGUUCUUUUGAAGAUGACAACAUCCAUUCCUUAUUAAAGCCUUUAGAACUGGAACUGCAAAAGACAGUGCAUACAUACUGUGGAAAAAUUUACAAAAUAUUUAUCAAACAAUUAACAAAAAGUGUAAGAGACCGUUACAACAGAACGCCAAAGAAAGGCGGUUCGUGGUGACUGCCGAGUCCAGUGCAUUAAAACGAAGUAUCAGAGGAUAUGUAUGAAGGAAUCGUCCUGCAUGAAGUGUCUAGGAGGAAGUAUUCAUCCUGAGAAUGAUUUUUUUCCCCGAAGAAGUUACAUUAGCAGUAUAUCCACGCAAUGAAGAAUAAGUUCAGGUCUGCGAUGCCAGCAAGACGUUUUUGAUCUCUGA
This is a messenger RNA of Manis javanica (Malayan pangolin), 1581 nucleotides long. RefSeq names its product glucoside xylosyltransferase 1 (gene GXYLT1). The record is from RefSeq and is a predicted model, not a curated record. Lineage: Eukaryota; Metazoa; Chordata; Mammalia; Pholidota; Manidae. Gene Ontology annotation, biological process: protein O-linked glycosylation via N-acetylgalactosamine. Gene Ontology annotation, molecular function: UDP-xylosyltransferase activity.